CCACCGCGGUGUGUGGUGUGCUGAUCGAACGCUCGUAUUUCGAUGACUGAAGAAGGCGAAUAAUGUCUGUAUUCUGUAAGACUGUAACAAACUUAAUUUAGAAGCUCUAACAUUCAGUUUUAAUGCCCUUGUUACGCAUUGCUAACGCGUAAAUUAUUCUCAGUGAUAAAGUCUUUCGUGCUGAUAGAAUAUUGACAACCUAACUUACAAUGACUUCCGUUUUACAACCGAACACAAUUUUGAGACUCUCUUCUCUUAUUGUGCAAUACUUAGUUAACUUCAUCUGUUUCAAUUAUUUCGUCCUGGCCAACUCAUCGAUAAUAACGAGCUUUUCUAUUGAGUUUCCUAACAGCGAUCCAGUUCCCCCAUCAUCAACCAAAGAUAUUGGUCCUGUUCGUCCUCGAUCGACGUUCGGAGACCCUUCAGUCUACCCACAGGACGGGGCAGGCGGCCCUCAGUUGGCACCCCACAAGAGACCUCGCAGCAGGAGGAGCGUCGCAGCGGAAGAAGAAGAGACUUCCUUACAAGCUUUAUUUUCUUCUGAUGAUCUCAAUGCUCUGCAGCCAGCUGUGUGGUCACGCCUGAACGAAAUCGUGGACUUUGGCCCCGAGCCUUGGAGCGGCGGCCUGUGGCCGGACGGUCGCGUACCCUACUUGUUCUCUAAGGAGUUUGAUUACCUGCCUGUUGAACGUCUCCUCAUAAAGUGGACGAUGAAAAACAUCGAGGCGAAGUCAUGCGUAAAAUUUGUGAAGAGAACUUCUGAAGCGGACUACAUUAAGAUAAUUUAUGAUUCUUAUCAAUGUUAUAGCAGCGUGGGUAGGGUUGGUGGUGAACAGCCUCUCUCGCUGGGACUGUUCUGCUCUCUAGCAUGGGACAGAGGUAAUAUUUACCACGAGCUGCUACACGCGCUUGGGUUUUACCACGAACACACUCGUCCUGACCGCGACGAGUUCGUAGACAUUAAGUGGGAUAACAUCAAACCUGGCAAGGAGAAAAACUUCAGGAAAGACGAACGCUGGGCGCAUAAACUUCUACAGAUGCCUUACGAUGUCGGUGAGUUAUCACGCUGGUCGGAGCUGGCAUGUUAA
Hyalella azteca is the source of this 1088-nucleotide messenger RNA. RefSeq names its product zinc metalloproteinase nas-14. Gene Ontology annotation, molecular function: metalloendopeptidase activity; zinc ion binding. The transcript has 6 exons. Lineage: Eukaryota; Metazoa; Arthropoda; Malacostraca; Amphipoda; Hyalellidae. The coding region runs from base 210 to 1088 and encodes 292 amino acids. The record is from RefSeq and is a predicted model, not a curated record. Gene Ontology annotation, biological process: proteolysis.